AUGAUUGAUAAUAAUUUAUUACAAAAUUUAUCACAAAAUUUACUUAAAAUUUUAGAUGAUGAGGAAUAUUAUGAUAUUACUAUUGAAGUUGGCAGUAAACCUAAUGUUAACAUAUUUCGUGCUCAUAAGGUCAUUUUAUAUUAUCGUUCUCCUUAUUUACGAAAAAUUCUGUCAACCAAUAAAAAGAAAAAUAAUGGAACUUUGACACAUGUUAAAUUACCAAAUAUCUUACCUAAAAUUUUCCAGAUAAUCUUAAGGUAUAUUUAUGGUGGAACACUUUCCUUGUCCGAGUAUAAAACUUCAGAUAUUUUUAGAAUCUUGGUCGCUGCUAAUGAACUUAGAAUUCAAGAAUUAAUUAUCCUUCUACAAUCCUUUUUAAUUAAAAACAAAUCAGAAUGGUUGGAGUUAAAUAUUAAUAAUGUAUAUCAAGAAAUUUUUGAAAACGAACCUUUCUCAGCACUUCAAAAGUAUUAUAAUAACUUAAUAUCUGACGAUCCAGAUAAAAUAUUAAAAUCAUUAGAUCUCUCUUCGACUCCGGAAAAUCUUUUGCUCGCACUUAUUAAAAGCGAUAAACUUCAAAAGAAUGCAAUACAUGUAUGGGAAUAUGUGAUUAAAUGGGGACAUGCUCAAAAUCCAGAACUUUCCUCGGAUCCUACAGAUUUCUCAAAAGAAGAUUUUAAUACUUUAAAAAAUAGUUUACAAGGAUAUAUUCCACAUAUUAAACUUAAACUCUAUAAUUUAGCUUCUUUGGAAUUUUCAAACAAAGUAUUACCUUAUAAAAGGAUUUUACCAAAGGAAUUAUAUAAAGAUUUAUUAAAAAGUUACUUGAAACCUAGUAAUCAAGCAAUUAAAAAAACAGAACCUAAUAUUUUUAAAGAUGUUGAAAAUGUUAAUGAAAUUAAUCCAAAGAAUAUUGACUCUAAGAUUAUCACAUCUCAACACGCUGAAUUAAUUUUGAAAGGGAUUAAUAUGAAUAACUCGAAUAUUUUUACUUCAAUAUUUUCAAAAUUUAUUAAAGACAAGGAUACUACUCCUGCUACUGUGAAUGCUACGUUCAAAUUAUUACUUCGUGGAACUCGUGAUGGAUUUACAUCUAAAAAAUUCCAUGAAACCUGCGAUGAUCAAUCUCAUACUGUAACAAUUAUUAAGGUGAAAGAUAACAAUGAAAUUCUUGGAGGAUAUAAUCCUGUUGCAUGGAAAUCUGAUAAUAGUUUUGGUGGAACUAAAGAUUGUUUUAUAUUCUCUUUUAAGGGCGAUAAUAAUAUUGAAAAUCAUAUUUUAAGUCGUAUAAAGUAUGAACAUGAAAGUAUGGCUAUAUUUAAUAGCAAUUGGGCGGGAUCAAGUUUUAGUACGAAUGACCUUAGUUUGGAUGAAGGUGUUGGUUAUUGUAGUCAAUUGUAUUAUGAAAAACCGAUCAGAGAAACUACAAAUAAUUUUUUGGUAGAAGAUAUUAUAGCAUGUUUCUUACCAGAUGAAUAUUAUGAUAUUACUAUUGAAGUCGGAAAUGACCCUCACGUAAAUAUAUUCCGUGCUCAUAAGGUCAUCUUAUAUUAUCGUUCUCCCUAUUUACGAAGAAUUCUGUCAACCAAUAAAAAGAAAGAUGAUGAAGUUUUUAUACAUAUUAAAUUACCAAAUAUUUUACCUGAAAUUUUUCAGAUAAUAUUAAGAUAUAUUUAUAGUGGAACACUUUCUUUGAAUGAAUAUGAGACUUCAGAUAUUAUUAAAAUUUUGAUUGCUGCUAACGAACUUAGUCUUCAAGAAUUAAUUAACUUUCUACAAUCAUUUUUAAUUGAAAAUAAAUCAGAAUGGAUGGAGCUAAAUUUUAAUGAUAUAUAUCAAGCAAUUUUUGAAAACAAUUCUUUUUCGGAACUCCAAGAUUAUUUGUGGGAACAUGUGGUUAAAUGGGGACAUACUCAAAAUCCAGAACUUCCCUCAGAUCCUACAAAUUUCUCAAAGGAAGACUUUAAUACCUUAAAGAAUAGUUUACAACGAUGUAUUCCAUUUAUUAAUUUCUAUAAUUUAACUUCCGAAGAAUUCUCAGAUAAUGUAUUACCUUAUAAAAAGAUUUUACCAAAGGAAUUAUAUAAAGAUUUAUUAAAAAGUUACUUGAAACCUAAUAACCGACCAAUUAAAAAUACAGAACCUAAUAUAAUUAAAGAUGUUGAAAAUGUUAAUGUAAUUAAUACAAAGAAUAUUGACUCUAAGAUUAUCACAUCUCAACACGCUGAAUUAAUUUUGAAAUGGAUUAAUGUGAAGAGUUCAAAUGAUAGCUAUGAUAGCUCAAUUUCUUUUACUUCAUUAUUUUCAAAAUUUAUUUAUAAUGAUAUUAAGGACAAGGAUACUAGUUCUACUGUAAAAACUUCAUUCAAAUUAUUAUUUCGUGGGACUCGGGAUGGAUUUACAACUGAAAAAUUUCAUGAAAUCUGUGAUGAUCAAUCCCAUACUAUUACAAUCAUUAAAGUGAAAAAUAGUAAUGAAAUUCUUGGAGGAUACAAUCCUAUUGCAUGGAAAUCUGAUGAUCGUUAUAGAUAUACUAAAAAAAGUUUUAUAUUCUCUUUUAAGGAUAAUAAUAAUAUUGAAAAUCACAUUUUAAGUCGUGUGAAUAAUGAAAAAUUUGCUACAUUUAAUAGCUUCUUGUCAGGUUUAAAUUUUGGAAACAGUGACCUUACUUUAUAUAAUGGUAGAGGUAAUUGUAUAAAAUAUUCUUACGAAAAAUCUAUCAGGAAAACUACUGGUUUGUUUUCAGUAGAAGAAUAUGAAGUAUUUCAAAUUAUAUGA
This is a messenger RNA of Rhizophagus irregularis DAOM 181602=DAOM 197198, 2778 nucleotides long. Lineage: Eukaryota; Fungi; Glomeromycota; Glomeromycetes; Glomerales; Glomeraceae. The record is from RefSeq and is a predicted model, not a curated record.